Molecule: messenger RNA, 375 nt
Organism: Trypanosoma theileri
Lineage: Eukaryota; Euglenozoa; Kinetoplastea; Trypanosomatida; Trypanosomatidae
Exons: 1
Coding region: 1-375 (124 amino acids)
Source: RefSeq, a predicted model, not a curated record
AUGAUUCGCCGUAUUAGUACUUCUGUAGUCUCACGUCGGCAGACAUCACUCUCCAUCAUUCCAACGAUGAAUCCUUCUGCUGUUCGUGAGUUCCACAAUCUUGGCAGUCUUGCGGCUUCUAUGCUCAUGUGUGUUGGAUGUGUGUUGUGCUUUGGAUCGUGGGCAAACAACUUUUGUAAUGUGCGAAAGUACGGCCGUUGGAGAUUUCGAAAUACGAUUGAUGAUGUUAUUAUGGUCUCGGAUUUUAAAACGGCACGAUAUAUAGGUGGAUUCAUCGGUUUCUUGUUUUACUGGUUUAUUGUAGGUCCAAAGAAGUACAUGUAUGAUAGUAAUCUUGCUGAUAUUCCAGGCAAUACCCGUAUUGGGCCAUUUUAA